GCCGACUGAAUGCAGUCGGCAGUGACGUGCUCCGAAGCAAAGAUGGGCUUUUUUCCCAAUUUCUCCAUUGAGAGCUGGACUUUGAUAGCAUUUCUCAUUACUCUCGUAGCAGUAUAUGGAUAUGCUCCAUACGGUUUCUUCAAGAAACUAGGCAUCCGUGGGCCCAAACCUUUGCCUUUUAUGGGGACCUUUUUGGAGUACAGAAAGGGAAUCCACAAUUUUGACAUAGCAUGCUAUCAGAAAUAUGGAAAGGUGUGGGGGUUGUACGAUGGCAGGCAGCCUGUGUUGUCCAUAAUGGACACAGCUAUGAUCAAAGCAGUCUUGGUUAAGGAGUGUUAUUCUGUCUUCACCAACAGACGGGAUGCAGCCCUAAGUGGACCAUUGCGUGAUUCUCUAACAGUAAUCAAAGAUGAGCAGUGGAAGAGGAUUCGCAGUGUACUCUCUCCAUCAUUCACCAGCGGACGACUGAAAGAGAUGUACACAAUAAUGUUGCAACAUUCAAGUAACCUGAUGAAAAGUCUUUGCCAGAAAGCAGAGGCAGAUGAAGUCAUCGAGGUUAAAGAAGUAUUUGGACCUUACAGUAUGGAUGUUGUGACCAGCACUGCCUUCAGUGUGGACAUUGACUCCAUCAACCAUCCCUCUGAUCCUUUUGUAGCAAACAUUAAGAAAAUGAUGAAGUUCAGUUUCCUGAAUCCCUUGCUUGUAUUUGUGGUCUUGUUUCCGUUCAUCCUCCCAUUUUUUGAGAAGAUGAAUGUGUCACUUUUCCCUGCUCAAGUGUUGGAUUUCUUCUACAACUUUCUGAAGAGGAUCAAAUCAGACCGGAAUAAGAACCAACACAAAAACCGAGUGGACUUCAUGCAGCUGAUGGUGGACGCUCAGAUAUCAGAGAGCAGCAAAGAGGAUACAAGCUCCUCAAAAGGGCUGACUGAUAAUGAGAUCCUUGCUCAGGCCAUGAUAUUCAUCUUCGCUGGCUAUGAAACCACUAGCAGCUCACUGGGAUUUUUAGCCUACAACCUCGCAACCCAUCCUCAGAUCCAAAAGACCUUGCAAGAGGAGAUUGAUCAAACCUUCCCAGGAAAGGGUCAGCCAAACUACGAAGCCUUGAUGCAGAUGGAAUUCCUGGACAUGGUGGUGAAUGAGUCAAUGAGGCUGUACCCUAUUGCUAAUCGGGUAGAGAGAAUGGCAAAAGCCUCUGUGGAAAUUAACGGCGUGACCAUCCCUAAAGGAACUGUCAUCAUGGUACCAGUUUACGCUCUUCACCGUGACCCCGAUUUGUGGUCUGAGCCUGAGGUCUUCAAACCUGAAAGGUUCAGCAAAGAGAACAAAGACAACAUAGAUCCUUAUGCCUUUCUACCCUUUGGAGCAGGGCCAAGGAACUGUAUUGGCAUGCGAUUUGCCCUUGUGAUGAUGAAGCUGGCCAUUGUAGAGAUCCUUAAGAGCUUCAGCUUUGUUACCUGCAAGGAGACAGAUAUCCCAAUGGAGUUGGGAACCAAUGGAUUUACCUCCCCCAAGACUCCCAUCAAGCUGAAGCUGAAACCCAGAGCAACUGUUGCUGAUUCUUCCUCAAGCUAACUCUGAUUAUCUGUAAUCUGCUAGCUCUCACUUUGACUAAUUGCUUCCCUAUCAAAUCAAGUCACUAAUUUUUUUCUGCUUUGAGAACUUGUUAUAAAAAAAUAUGUAUUUAUCUUAAACAUUGUCUAUGACUAUGCACAAAUGAGCCGCUUACCUAUAGGUAUUCUGUCAAAAAGAAGCAUAUAUUAAAGUUUCCAGCAUAAAAUUUCAAUUAAAAAUGAGAUGAGCUGAUGCAUAAA
Messenger RNA from Scatophagus argus, 1811 nucleotides. Its product is annotated as cytochrome P450 3A40-like. The transcript has 13 exons. Gene Ontology annotation, molecular function: heme binding; steroid hydroxylase activity; iron ion binding. The coding region runs from base 10 to 1572 and encodes 520 amino acids. The record is from RefSeq and is a predicted model, not a curated record. Lineage: Eukaryota; Metazoa; Chordata; Actinopteri; Scatophagidae.